AUGCAGAGGCACUCGUUCCAGGCGCUGAACUCUACGUUCGUCGUCGAUUCUGAGUAUCAGUUCGUAAAGGAACUCGGGCAGGGUGCGUACGGAUGCGUCGUUUCGGCCAAGCACCGCAGAUCGGGAGAGGGAUGCGCAAUCAAGAAAAUCACGAAUAUCAACACCAAGAGGAUCCUUACAAAGAGAUGCCUUCGUGAAAUCAAACUCCUCCACCACUUCCGUGGACACAAAAAUAUUACCUGCCUGUAUGAUAUGGACAUCGUCUUCCGCCCAGACGGCAACUUUGAUGAAGUCUACCUCUAUGAAGAGCUCAUGGAAGCCGACCUUCACGCCAUCAUCCGCUCACAACAACCCCUCUCAGACGCCCACUUCCAGUCUUUCAUCUACCAGACGCUCUGCGGUCUCAAAUACAUCCACUCUGCGAACGUCCUCCACCGUGACCUCAAGCCGGGCAACCUCCUGGUCAACGCCGACUGCGAACUCAAGAUUUGCGACUUUGGCCUUGCACGAGGAUACAGCCCCGCGGGCAAUGGACAAGGCACGGCGAAGAAUGCAGCGAACCAGGGCUUCAUGACCGAAUACGUCGCCACGCGGUGGUACCGUGCGCCCGAGAUCAUGCUGAGCUUCGCGAACUACGGCCCGGCGAUCGAUGUCUGGAGCGUUGGCUGCAUUCUCGCUGAGCUACUCGCUGGCAAGCCGAUCUUCAAGGGCAGAGACUACGUCGAUCAGCUGAACCAGAUCCUGCACUACCUCGGCACACCCUCAGAAGACACCCUCCGCCGCGUCGGCUCCCCAAGAGCCCAAGAUUACAUCCGGUCGCUCCCCAUCAAGCCGCGCGUGCCGUUCCAGACGCUCUUCCCCCGCGCGAACCCCCUCGCGAUCGACCUCCUCAGCCAGCUCCUCCACUUCGACCCCGCGAAGCGCAUCACGUGUGACCAGGCGCUCAACCACCCCUACCUCGCCGUCUGGCACGACCCCGCGGACGAGCCCGUCUGCCCCACCCCGUUCGACUUUAUCUUUGAGGAGGAGGACUCGAUCGAGGGCAUGAAGCGCCUGAUCGUCGACGAGGUGCAGACGUUCCGCGCGGAGGUGCGCGCGCAGGCGCGCGCGUCGGGCCAGAUCCGUCGGCAGGAGAGCCUGCCGAUCCCGACGCGCGAGGAGAUCCUGUCGUCGCCCGUGCGCGAGAACGCGCCGGCGAACGGGGCGACGUCGGGCUUCACGGACGGGCAGUCGCGCGCGGAGAGCCCGGUGAUGGAUGACCCGAGCGCGGAGCUGGAGCGCGAGCUCGCGGGGACGCACCUCGGGCAGCGCACUUGA
Messenger RNA from Fomitopsis serialis, 1317 nucleotides. RefSeq names its product CMGC/MAPK/ERK protein kinase. Gene Ontology annotation, biological process: protein phosphorylation; intracellular signal transduction. The record is from RefSeq and is a predicted model, not a curated record. The transcript is spliced from 11 exons. Gene Ontology annotation, molecular function: protein serine/threonine kinase activity; ATP binding. Gene Ontology annotation, cellular component: cytoplasm; nucleus. Bases 1 to 1317 code for a protein of 438 amino acids. NCBI's taxonomy places the organism in Eukaryota, Fungi, Basidiomycota, Agaricomycetes, Polyporales, Fomitopsidaceae.